UUUACGUCGUUUGAGUUUUGCCUAUUUUUUUCUCCUGCAUGAUAGAGUCUGUUAGUUUGUUUUUGUUUUUUUUAGUAGAAACGUGAAAAGUUUGCUCAAAUAUUGUUUGAUUAGUACUAUAAAUGCAAUUUUUAGGAUGAAGUUUGAAUCUUUCUUGAUUUUUUUUGGACCCAUUGUUGAAUUUUUCCAUAUUGAGUUUGUAUUUUGAGUGGAGCAAUGUUAAGUUUUAUAAGUGGCAGAGAGUUUGUUUUUAUGUUUUUGAGUUCUUGGAGAGUGUUAAAUCGAUUGGAUUAGAUAGAUAUCGUGUUAACAGAUAUUGGCAGUAGUUUAUUGAAACAAAGGGUUUAAAGGGUGUUUCUUUGUUUUGUUUUUGUGUUGUUGAAGAGGGUAAAAUCGAUAGGAUUAGAUAGAUAUCGUGUUAACAGAAUUGUUCUUUGUAGUUUGUUAUGAGUAGUAAAGAGUUCAUUGAAACAUAGGAUUUAAAGGGUGUUUUUUUGUUUUUGUGUUGUUGAAGAGGGUGAAUGAUCUCGGGGACUCACUAAAGUACGAAAGCUAGGAUCUUUGAGGGAAAAAAAGGAAUGGAGGCAACAUUAAGCCGGGGUGAGCGGGCCAAGUCAUUGAGCCGGCGGUCCAUGAGUAGACGUGGCCCGGGGAUGAGUAGUUCGAGUUGGACUACACCUGGUGUUAGUGAAAUGUAUGGUACUGCACCAGGAAGUGAUGUUUUCGAGAGAAGUAGAAGGGAAAAUGACGAUGAACAAGAGCUAAAAUGGGCUGCGAUUGAGAGGCUUCCUACGUAUGAUAGGCUGAGGAAAGGGAUUUUGAAGCAAACAUUGGAUGACGGAGAGACGAAAUAUCAUGAAGUUGAUCUUGUCCAUCUUGGAUUACAAGACAGGAAACAACUCUUAGAAGGUAUUCUUAAAUUAGUUGAAGAAGAUAAUGAGAGGUUCCUUCGUAGAUACAGAGACAGGACCGAUAGGUGAGUGAAAAUAAACAAAUGUAGCAAAGUUCCUUGAUCUUAGUUAAUUAUGUUUUGAUCAACUUUUGCAUGGAACAGGGUUGGAAUUGAGAUUCCGAAAGUUGAAGUUCGAUUUGAGCAUCUUCGUAUUGAUGGAGAUGCAUAUGUUGGAUCUAGAGCACUGCCUACUCUAUGGAAUGCUUCCAUCAAUUUUGUAGAGGUACUAUUUCAUUUCAAUCAAAAUUUAUUGAUGU
Solanum lycopersicum (tomato) is the source of this 1209-nucleotide messenger RNA. NCBI's taxonomy places the organism in Eukaryota, Viridiplantae, Streptophyta, Magnoliopsida, Solanales, Solanaceae. The record is from RefSeq and is a predicted model, not a curated record.